AUGAGUUCUGCCGAGGUUCGUCAUGUCUCUACAACUAAGGUCCGGCCAGCAAGUUGCAUCGAUGGAUCAACCAAAAAUCAUAGACGAAUUGAUUUGAAUCCAGUUGAUCUAGCAUUUCUAAGAAUAGCAUACAUGCAAAAGGGUUUACUCUUCAGUAAUGAUGAGAAAUGCAUCAUUGAAAAGAUAAGUAAUCUUAAAACUUCUUUGUCACGUACACUUGAUGAUUUCUUUCCUCUAGCCGGUCGUCUUGCUGUUGAAAAUCAUGAAGAUGAUAACACCAUCUCCGUCUAUAUCAAUUGCAACUUUGAGGGUGUAGAUUUCAUCCAUGCCACGGCAGACAUAUCUGUGGAAGACAUCGUCUCUCCAACCUAUGUUCCUCAAAGCUUAAUCGAUCCGUUAUUUUCCCUCACUGGUGUACCAAACUACAAAGGUCAGUCGCAUCCUUUACUUUCUGUUCAGGUAACCGAGCUGCGCGACGGUGCCGUUUUUAUAGGAUGCAGUGCAAACCAUUCGGUAUGUGAUGGUACAUCAUUUUGGCACUUCAUUAACUCAUGGUCUGAGAUUGCUAGAUCUGCCGACAAUCAUGUUUCAUCUCCUUCUCCGGUGUUUGAGCGGUGGUUCAUCAGGGAAACUGAUUGCCCCAUCCGUCUUCCGUUCUCUUUGGCUGACAAAUUGUCGACGGCAGUAGGUGAUAGCAAUACUACUGAAGUUUCACCACUUGAAGGUCUUGUAGAGAAAUGUUUCCAUUUUACUAAAGCAAACAUUGCAGCGUUGAAAGCGAGGGUCAAUUCAGAGAUGGUAAUAUCAUCAUUACAGGCUCUAUUAGCUCAUGUUUGGACAGCCGUAAUACGCUGUAGGAGCUCUUUAAACGACAAUUAUGAUGAUAGCCGAGUUCUUCCGGUUAUGCUAUUGAUGAAUAACAGAACUAAGUUGAUCCCACCACUGCCGGAAACGUACUUUGGCAACUCACUAGUAGUGGGAUUGGUAACUCUGAAAGAAGGUGAGCUGAUCAAGAAGGGAUCCGGUGUCCUGGCUUCGUUAUUGAAGGAGAUGGUCAACUCCAACAAUUUUGAAAAGAGUAGAAGUUUCAUAGAAUCAUGGAUGGAGAAACCUAUUACGCCGGGGCCUGGUGGUGAUGUUCCAGAAAUUUUCAGGAAUAUGUUUGUAGCUAGGAGUUCCCAGUGGUUCAACAUGUAUGGUAAUGAUUUCGGUUGGGGGCGACCAAUUGCUGUAAAAACAGGUAGAAACGGCAAAAACUAUGGCACAACUACUGUGAGUCCAGGACCAGUUGAAGGAAGUGUUGAUAUUGAAAUUUGCCUACCGGUUGAGGUCUUUAAGGCUAUGGAGAAUGAUGCUGAAUUCAUGGAAGCCUUUUCAUCUUAA
Messenger RNA from Papaver somniferum (opium poppy), 1383 nucleotides. RefSeq names its product protein ENHANCED PSEUDOMONAS SUSCEPTIBILTY 1-like. The record is from RefSeq and is a predicted model, not a curated record. NCBI's taxonomy places the organism in Eukaryota, Viridiplantae, Streptophyta, Magnoliopsida, Ranunculales, Papaveraceae. The coding region runs from base 1 to 1383 and encodes 460 amino acids. The transcript has a single exon.